AUGCCCGAUCUACGUCGCCAGGUCCUGGAGAGCGGUAAGACUGUCUCGCGCAAGGCAGCUUCCCGUGAAGCGUCCCGCACCAACUCCCCCGCCAGUUCGAAGCCGGUCUCGCGCCAGGGCUCUCGUAAUGCAAGCAGAGCUCCUUCGGAUGAUGAGGACUCGGGAUUCCUCUCUGAUGAAACAUCUAUGAGUAUCGGAUCAUUUGACGAUGAGAACCCCGAACAAGAUAAUCCCGAUUGGGAGCAUGAUCUCAGCCAGCGCAUUCAAGAAAUUCUCGAUCGCAAGCGCAGCAGUGUUCAAGGUCGCGAAGAGGCCCUGCAAGCAUUCUGCCGCCUGACCAAAUAUCACUAUACAGUGGAAGAAAUUCAUGGCGUUGUUCCAGACCUACUGGCGGCAUUUGAGCGAAGCGUCCGCACCGAGGUCAGUGUGCGCGAAGCAACACUUGGCUUGCGCGCUAUCGAGUUGCUUGUCAUCUCAGCCUUCGACAACACCGUCUACGAAAACACCGAACCCUUGCUCACCCGCACCGUCCGUGACUCCACCUCCCCUCUUGUCAAGACAGCCGCUAUUCACUGCCUCGGGGCAUGCACUAUCUUCGGAGGUGCCGGCGAAGAUGGCAUCCUUGAGCAAAUGGGUUUCCUCCUGGACAUCAUUGCGUCCGAUGGCCAAUCCAUCGAUGCCACAGAUGACCCCACCAUUGUGACCGCCGCGCUCCAGCAAUGGGGAUUCCUCGCUACCGAAAUGGAUGAUUUCGAAGAAGAAAGCGAAGAAGCAGUCCAAAUAUUCAUGGACCAACUCGACAGCUCUGAUUCCAAUGUGCAGAUCGCAGCAGGCGAGAACAUUGCCCUGCUCUAUGAGAAGAGUUACACCCCCGAAGAGGAAGAAGAAGAUGAAGAAAGCGCAGAUUCAGACGAGGACAGCGACGAGCACGAGCACGACGCCACAUCCGGUCCCAAGCUCGUAAAACGAUACAACGCUUACCACAACACUCCCGAGCUGGAGAGCCAACUUCAGAAGCUGGCUACUAUCCACGGUAAGCAGAUCAGCAAGCGCGACAAGAAGUCUCUUCACAGCAACUUCGCCUCCAUCCUCACUACCGUCGAGAAUCCACGCCGCGGUCCUCGCUACAACACCGCCAUUGACCAGAACACCAACCGCCACUACGGCAGCACCCUCACUGUCAAGAUCGGCCGCCACGGAGUUAUGACUAUCGAUCGCUGGUGGAAAUGGUUGCGACUCAAUGCUCUGCGCCGCAUCUUGCAGGGUGGCUUUUCCGAACACUAUUUCCAGGGUAACCGAUCCGUUCUCAACAGUCUUCCUGUUAUGAUGCGCAUGACAAACCAGGGUCACGGCUCGGUGGACCGACAGAGUGCGCGCAAGGCAGCCAAGCUGCGUAACUCGCGUCGCUGGACUACUCAUCAAUCCGAUGAUGAGGAGUAA
This is a messenger RNA of Penicillium robsamsonii, 1440 nucleotides long. RefSeq names its product IFRD domain-containing protein. The transcript is spliced from 2 exons. The coding region runs from base 1 to 1440 and encodes 479 amino acids. The record is from RefSeq and is a predicted model, not a curated record. NCBI's taxonomy places the organism in Eukaryota, Fungi, Ascomycota, Eurotiomycetes, Eurotiales, Aspergillaceae.